AAUCAUUAAUUACCGCGCUAUGCCGACCCAGCUGCUUACCUCUGGGAAAAUUAAAAACAAAAAAUCAAAUUAUCAUAGAAAUAAACUUAAGCGUAACAUGGCCUACAUCUCAGAAAGCAUGCCAAAACGUAAAAGGCUUUAUAUAACCGGCCUGGCUGGUCUCGGCCUGGUAAUUUUGGUUGCGUUAUACAAAUACGGCUCCCAAAAUUCAUCAAUAUCUGGACCUGAAGACUGCUUUUUCUGUGAUUUUGCUCAUCAUAGGCCAAGUUCCAGGGGCCCAAAUCCAAAUCUCGAGGUGGAAACGGAAGAAUACGUCAUAUUUAAGGAUAAAUAUCCGGCUGCCCGACAUCAUUACUUGGCGAUUCCCAAAGAGCAUUUUGAGAGCUUCAGCGUCCUCAACAGGUCUCACCUGGAACUGGUGCAGCGCAUGGAGUUGGGAAUGAUCGAGCUGUUGAGAUCUAAGAAUGUGAAUCCAGCCGAAGCCAUAAUUGGAUUCCACAUACCCCCUUUUAUAUCGGUGCAUCACCUUCACCUGCACGGCAUUCAUCCGCCCUCCGAUAUGAACUUCUUAAAUAAGAUCAAUUUUAUGCCCUCAUUCUGGUUUAAAAAGUCCGAGGAUGCGAUAUUAGACUUGGAAAGUCGAGAGCUGUGAAGAGACGAAAAGUUGUACAAUUGUUUAUCUUUUUAUCAUAUUUAAGAGCUGGCAAAUAUCUUAUUUCCUGUGAAUGACAGUCUUACCAGUGAUGCCACUCUCUCAGGAAAACUUCGAAUACUCCCGUUGUAUAUACAAAUUUUUGAUUUCCAUUAAUAAUCGCGACCAAAAAUAUGAAAUGAAGAUCGCGGAAAAUAUAUUUUAUAAAAUGUUAA
Messenger RNA from Drosophila serrata, 867 nucleotides. Its product is annotated as adenosine 5'-monophosphoramidase HINT3. Lineage: Eukaryota; Metazoa; Arthropoda; Insecta; Diptera; Drosophilidae. The record is from RefSeq and is a predicted model, not a curated record. Gene Ontology annotation, molecular function: catalytic activity.